This is a messenger RNA of Vollenhovia emeryi, 5585 nucleotides long. It is a transcript of the gene Tsp, whose product is annotated as cartilage oligomeric matrix protein. NCBI's taxonomy places the organism in Eukaryota, Metazoa, Arthropoda, Insecta, Hymenoptera, Formicidae. The coding region runs from base 1026 to 5018 and encodes 1330 amino acids. Gene Ontology annotation, cellular component: extracellular region. Gene Ontology annotation, molecular function: calcium ion binding. The record is from RefSeq and is a predicted model, not a curated record. The transcript has 16 exons. Gene Ontology annotation, biological process: cell adhesion.
UCUUUCCCGGAAUCAGACGUGCUCACGAGCGUUCGCCAGCUCGGUCUCGAUCGAGUUAAAUCUGCGUGACUUCGUGGCAAGUCUGGUACAUACAUAACGGGCCAGUUACAUCCAUCAGACUCAGCCCGCGCAUCGUAAUGUCGGUCAAUUAGGAUGGAAAAUUGAUCACACGGCACGGCGCGCGGCCGCGCCAAGUCUCGGCCGGCAUUCGACACGGCCGAAACGUAGUUAAUGACGGGGACGAAAUGACGACAGCGGGACCGAAGUGUUGGUCCCUUUCGUUCCGCGUGUCCGCAACGGCACGUGUAUCGCGUGGACGAAAAAUGCGGCAUGACGGUAUCGAAAGGCGAGAGCCAAACAUCUCGCUACGUCGAAAUCGGAUUGUCUUUCGUAAGCUUGCGAGAGAUAAUCCUGCCAAGUUACAGCAAAUCGAUCUACUCGCAAAUUAGAAAUGCCACCGAUCGUUAGACGUUCGACGAAACGUUCGCAGAUGAUCACAGGCAGUUCGAAGGAAUUCGCAGGAAUUGACGUCGAAGUCGCAAAUAUUUAAUUUGUAACAUUCGCGUGUAUUUAACGUCGGAUAUUUCUUACGCGCGGAUUACGCUCAAUCGAAUGGCCACGUGUCGCUUCACAAGUUAGCGUUCAGCUCCAAUCGAACUCGACGAUUGACUUUCGGAUAAGAUGCGCCAAUUUCUUUUUGAAGACACCGUGUAUAUCACCAUGGAGAAAACUAGGCUUUCUGCAAGGUGUCCACGGUUUGAAACUCGUGUGGAUGUGUAGGUGGGACCACUUCCCACACACGCGUAACUGGCACACCAGCGACAUUGUAACAUACCUGUUGCAAGGUCCGUCGCAUCGGAAAGACCUAAACUCCCGCCUCGAGAUUGGAGAGGCUUUUUUAUCUAUAUAAAAAAAAAUAACAAGAAGCCGGAGCUGUGAGCGCAGAGAGCUGCCUGUCUACGUAAACCCACAGUCGUGGACGACACCGAAUACGUUCGCGCGGAGUACAUCGAGGUCGCGUCAGGAUGCGAGUCCUGACUGUCCUGGUCCUCGGGCUGCUGGCUGCCUGCGCCGUCGAUGGUAGCGUCGUGCCCGAUGAAGCUCUAACUGCGAGCCUGCAGAACGCGUGGUACGAAGAUGAGUUCGUCAUUGCGUUAUCCAACUGCAACAGGGACAAGAGGAAGCACUCCGGCGGUGCGAUCGAGACCCUGUUGGCGGUCAAGUAUCGGGGCGUGAAAACGAAAAUGAUGCUCAUACUCGAUCGACGGACGAAGCGCGUUGUACUCGAGAGCCUGGACGAUACCGGGCGGCGCAGCGCCUCGCACGUCAACGUGGAUAGCCUUGCGGUGACCACCCCUCUGAAGAGUCUGAUUAUCCUCGUGCAUCAGAAGCAACCUAAUUCCCGCAUGGACGUGUACGUCGACUGCGUUUACGAAGGUUCUAUACCGCUCAAGCAAACUUUCCGCGACAUAGCCGAGAUCGAGGACAACUCGUUGGUGGAAGUGUUUAAAGAACGAAAAUGCCGAACGAAAUUGUAUCGGGCUGCAACCAUCACCGAGGUGUUAAGGAAAGAGCUAUGCCCCGACAAUUUAUCCGAUAUGAAACAGCCUUCGGUAUACGAGACCGAUCAACCGAAAGCACGACCUAUCGAUGAAGACGAUCCAAAGAAACCUAUCGAUCGAUCUGACGGGGCCGAAAGUGAAGAAGGGGGAUCGAGUAUACCGGAUAACGGCUUGGCAUCUUCCAGUGGCCCGAAACAUCCCUGGGAUCAUAAGAAACCUUCCGAUAGAAAGGACCACCAUCAUGCUCGUCCGAGCGAUCGGGAUCGACCUAAGAAGAAAGAUCACUCGGGUCAUCCACAAGGCAAGAGCAAACCAGAUAAACACAGCCCGUACAACUCUUUCGAUCCGUUUACUCAACCUGGGAAAUCGGACGAGACGGACGAUCUCGAUUACCCGGAUGGAUCUCUGUCGCUCACUCCACAAUCGCCUAAAGGACACCGACCCACCAAAAGACCACAUCAAUUUGGACCCUCUAAACGACCCGAUAGUCACUUAAGUUCGGGACCCGACAAUUCGGAUACGUAUGACUUGGACAGACCUGGACGAUCGGAUGAGACGGACGGUCUUGACCAUCCAAACGGAUCCCGUCCCCCACAGUUCACCUCGCAGCCUCCGCAUUUCACUGCGUCUUAUCAACCCACUAAGAAGCCUGGUCUCGCUAAAUCCGAUCAAGCAGGUUCGAGGCCCGGGAAAUCGGACAAACGACCCGGCGGUUCGAGUCCGUAUGGUUCUAAUAAGAAUCCUUCCCUAAUACCAGAUGAGUCUGAUGAGUCUGGAGCUCCCAAUAGUUCCAAGCGACCUGGUCGAAGUCCGUACUCCGGUGGUCCGUACUCCAGUCCAGGCCAAGAUGAAUACGAUUCGAAUCAGACGGACGUACCAGGUUCGGAUGAAUCGUCCGGCAAAAGAGUACCCAGGCGAGGCGACAUCGGGAUCCAGAGUUUGGACGAGCGAGUCUGCCAGACCGACGAUCAAAUCGUGAAGACCUUGAACGAAUUAAUCAACGCUACCAGGAAACUCUGGAGGGAACUGGAACUAAAUAGGAUGGAAACCCAGCAGCUUCGUCACUUGAUCGAAAACUGCUCGGCGUGUCGUACCGUGCCAACACCGCCGCCGUCCACGUGCGACCAUAACUCCCCGUGCUACCCCGGCGUCGAUUGCCGUAACACACCGAGCGGACCCCAGUGCGGACCCUGUCGUCGCGGUUACACCGGAAACGGGCGGGUCUGCACCAAGAUCCAUGUCAUCACCUGCAUUCAGCGGCCGUGCUUCCAGGGGGUGCGGUGUUACGACGACGACGAGAAUGGUUACAGAUGCGGCGGAUGUCCGAGCGGAUACGUCGGCGACGGCGUAAGAUGCGAUAGAACGAGAAAUUCCUGCGACCACCACCCCUGUCAUCCAGAAGUUAAAUGCUAUCCCACUCACAGUCCACCGUACUACAAAUGCGGCUCAUGUCCAUUGGGAUACGUGGGCAACGGCACGGUCUGCCUCGACGCGAACGAAUGCGAGCUGGCGCGACCCUGUCACCCUGGAGUGCGGUGCAUCAAUCUCCACCCUGGGUAUAGAUGCGACCGCUGCCCGACAGGCUACACGGGGCCAAUAACGGAAGGCGUCGGCGUCGAGAUGGCCAGGACGCGCAAACAGAUGUGCCAGGACAUAAACGAGUGCGAAACCAACAACGGUGGAUGCGAUCCCUAUUCCGAGUGUAUUAACACGGAGGGAUCCUACAGAUGCGGUUCGUGUAGAAGUGGUUACAUCGGCAAUCAAACAACAGGCUGUCAUCUUCAGCAUGACGUCUGUCCGGAUAUGAUAACGGUUUGCGAUGUUAAUGCCAAUUGCAUCUCCAUGUACAACAACGAAUUUGUAUGCAAGUGUCGCGUCGGUUGGGCCGGAAACGGAUAUUCUUGCGGUCCCGACAGCGACAGCGACGGCAUCCCCGACAGGAGCCUUCGCUGCCACGACCGUCGCUGUCACGCCGACAAUUGUCCGACUGUGCCGAACAGCGGCCAGGAAGACGCCGACGAGGAUGGGACUGGCGACGCCUGCGACGACGACGCGGACAACGACGGUAUAUUGAAUCUGUCCGACAACUGUCUGCACAUUUAUAAUCCGGACCAGAUGGACAGCGACAGCGACAAGAUCGGCGACGCCUGCGACAAUUGCCCGUUGAAUUGGAAUCCGCGUCAGGAAGACUUGGACGACGACGGCUCGGGCGACGCGUGCGAUAACGAUUUGGAUAAUGACGGUAUAUACAACACUCAGGACAACUGUCUCAAUAUAAAGAAUCCGAAUCAGCGCGACACCGACGCGGACGGCAUCGGCGACGUCUGCGACAACUGUCCUACCAUCAGCAAUCCUGACCAGGGAGACGUCGACGGCGACGGUGUCGGGGAUGUUUGCGACACCAACGCGGAUCGCGAUAGGGACGGCAUCCAGGAUGAUAAGGAUAAUUGUCCGGACGUGGCGAAUCCCGGACAGAACGACGGCGACCACGACGGCCUCGGCGACGAGUGCGACGACGACAUCGAUGGAGAUAACGUACCCAACAGAAGCGAUAACUGCCCUUACGUCUAUAACCCGGAUCAACGUAGCACACACAGAGGCAUUGGCGAUGCAUGCUGGAACGACAACGACAACGACACAGUUAUUAAUACCGAGGAUAAUUGUCCUAAUAACAGUCUAAUAUGGACAACGGACUUCCGUAAAUACUUUACGGUCGCUCUCGAUCCAUUUGGCACCACGCAGCAGGAUCCCGUGUGGAAAAUUCACAAUCAAGGUGCUGAGAUUCAAGAGCUUCUUAACAGCGAUCCCGGCAUCGCGAUAGGACCGGACACGAUGACUAACGUCGACUUCGAAGGAACCUUCUACAUCGAUAAUCACGACGACGACGACGAUUUCGUGGGCUUCGUCUUUUCCUACCAGGAUAAUCGACAUUUUUACGUUGUUUACUGGAAGAAGGGAGAACAGGUCUAUUGGGAGCCGGCCCCUUUCCGUGCCGAAGCUGAACCCGGGAUUAUAUUGAAGCUCAUCCAGUCCGAGACUGGGCCGGGCGAGAUGCUCCGAAAUAGCCUCUGGCAUAAGGAAGAUACUCCCAAUCAGGUGAGGGUCUUGUGGAAGGACCCGAGGAAGUUCGGCUGGCAGCCAAGAGUGUCAUACAGGUGGCAUCUAUUGCACAGGCCUAAGAUCGGCCUCAUCAGAUUCUGGUUGUAUCAGGGCACGCAACUGGUAACCGAUUCCGGGAACGUGUUCGACUCGACUCUGCAAGGCGGUAAACUAGGUGUCUAUUGCUUCUCGCAGGAGAUGAUCACCUGGUCGGAUUUAAUGUACAAGUGCACAGAUACCGUGCCUCAAACUGUAUGGGAUCAAUUACCUGAUAAUCUGAAGAGAGAAGUUGAGCUGGAAAUUGCUAGCAACUACCAACAGCAAACAAUACAGCGCAGAAUGAAUUACGACUUCUAAAAGGCUCUCGAUGAUUUAUUUUGUUGUUACAACGAGUAAACGAGGAGCGCGGGGAUCAAAUCUAAAUCUCCGUGAUUUUAAUUUUAAAAUAAUCGAGGAGCCACAAGCGAAUUAUAAUCUACUAUAAUAAAACGUCAAAAUAGCGUAUCUCUGACGCAUUUAAAUAAACUUAAUUUGCAUAAAUUUGAAAUUUUAUGAUAAAUUUUGUAUAUUUUAUAUAUAUAUAUAUAUCUAGAAGUCUUGUAUAACAAAGAUAUUUAAUAUUUCACAAAAUGACAAAUAUGUUUCUCCUACUUAACCCAUUAAUUUUUAUUGUAUUUAGAAAAAGAUUGUAUUAUCUCAAUUUCGAUAUUACUAUAAAACCAAACGUACUUACCUUGUGCAGAUGUAGAGAAUAAUACAAAGUCACAACAAUACGAUUAAUAUGUAUGUUAACUUAUAGUCUGAGAUGUAUGGAAUCAUAAUGAUUUUAACGAUCCAGCAUUUAUUUGUAUCUCUCUAAGGUGCAACAAAAAUUACUUUCGUAUUUAAUAGAGCAAAAUAAAGUAAUAAUCGUCAAUACUUAAA